AUGAUGAACAAGAGAGAUGAAAUCCAAGCACUGAUAGAAACUCACCAGCCUGCUGUGCUGGGCAUCACCGAAGUGAAACCAAAGAAUAAUCGCUUCACCAUUGAGGAGUGUGAGGUUGCCUACAAGGGCUAUGAGAUAUUUCAUAACUUGGGCAAACCAGGCAGAGGUAUAGCCCUAUAUGUGAAAAGUGACUUGAAGCCAUCAGUGUGUGAUUCUUUGGACAGUGAUUUCGCAGAGUCAGUAUUUGUCGAGUGCCGCCUUUCUGGCAAUGAACAGCUUCUCAUUGGACUAAUCUAUAGAAGCCCCAGCAGCACUGCGGACAACACAGCCAAACUCAAUAAACUCCUGCAGCAGGCAGCUGAUUUGAAACCCUCUCACCUUCUCAUUAUGGGUGACUUUAAUUUCCCGGAAUUGGACUGGAACACAGAGAAGAGUGAAGCAGGACCAGCGCACCCCGCCACUGUCUUUCUCAGAGCCACAAAAGACGCAUUUCUUCUGCAGCACCAGAAACUUCCCACACGGUACCGUGUAGGACAAAAAGCCAACGUACUUGACCUAGUCUUCACAAACCGAGAUGAUAUGAUCAAUGACGUCACCACUACAGCUGGGGUUGGGAAAAGUGACCACUUUUUGUUGAUCAUCAAUGUAAACUGUGAUUACGACGUCGCGCCCCGACAAGCUCGCUACAACUACAAGAAAACAGACUUCACAGUUUUGACCCAAGAACUGGAGAUGGUGGACUGGGUUACUGAGCUCACCGAGCUGUCGGUGAACGAUGUCUGGUUACGCAUCAAGGAACAUUUACAUGGAGCUGUUGAGAAGUCGACUCCUAAAUCAUCAACAUCGGGACGCAGAGGGAAGAGUUGGAUGGACACUAGCACACUGGCAUCAGUUCGCAAAAAGCACCAGCUGUUUAGAAGAUGGCUUCAGACUCGUGUUGGUGCCGACUACCAAGCCUACAUUAAGGCAAGAAACCAAGCAAGGAAAAAAUGUCGCACAGCGCAAAAGAAACAAGAAGAAAGUGUUGCCCGAGAAUCAAAAAGGAAUCCAAAGGCUUUUUGGGCAUUCGUGAAGUCAAAAACAAAGACACGUUCAGGAGUAGCAGACCUCAAGAAACCAGAUGGCACCAAAACUUCCAAUGACUUGGAGAAGGCAGAGCUACUUAACUCAUUUUUCCAAAGUGUUUUCACCAAGGUAGAUCCUGGCCCUCUCCCACCCCCUCCGUCUGUCCCCCAUGAACAAACACUGGAAAAUUUCGUCAUUGAAGAGGAAGACGUUCGCAAAGUGCUGGCAAACCUCAAAGUGGAUAAAGCCCCAGGCCCUGAUGGCAUAAGCCCGCUUGUUCUUGCAAAAGCUGCAAACAUUCUUGCCAAACCCAUCUGCCUUCUGUUUAGACAAUCUCUAGAGUCUGGCGAAAUACCGAAUGACUGGCGGCAAGCAGUAGUUUCACCUAUCUUUAAGAAAGGUAACAGAUCUGAUGCCAGCAACUAUCGGCUGGUUAGCCUGACCUCGAUACUGUGCAAGUGCAUGGAGAAACUGGUGCGAAACAGCGUGACCACACAUCUACUAGCCAACAACCUCAUUUGUAAAGAGCAGCAUGGCUUCGUCGCUGGCCGCUCAUGUACAACCCAACUGCUGGAGACUCUUGAUGAAUGGACUGAGAUUCUUGAUGAUGGAGGUAGCGUAGACGUCAUUUACACAGACUUUCAGAAAGCGUUUGACACCGUACCGCAUCGACGACUCCUUCUGAAACUUCAAGCGCUCGGUGUAAGUGGACGAAUACUUUCCUGGAUCAGUGCGUUCCUAAGUGAUCGCCGGCAGAGAGUAGUUAUCAAUGGCGUACCAUCAACUGAAGCAUCUGUGUGGAGCGGGAUCCCGCAAGGCAGCUGUCUCGGGCCGUUACUGUUCGUCGUCUUCAUCAACGAUCUGCCAGACAGCGUUAGCUCAUCAGUGAAAAUGUUUGCAGACGACACGAAGGUCUAUCAAAGAAGCGACAUAGCCGGCGCCACAGCUGAAAUACAGAAUGACAUCGACAAGCUCCAGCGGUGGUCUGACGACUGGCUUCUGAGGUUUCAUCCUCAAAAAUGCAGCGUACUCAAGCUUGGUGCCAAAAAAUCUGAUGCGAACUACUAUAUGAAGUCCAAGGAUGCCAACGGCGACGACUGCAUUCUUCAGCUGGCAGAAAGCGAGGCUGAGAAGGAUCUGGCCUGCAACUGUCACUUUAUCAUUGCUGGCAAGAUCAAUGUCACUGUCAGAAGGAAUAUUUGCAAAAGAAUCCCUGAGACAUGCAGACUGAUGUCCGGCAUCACAGGAACUGCUCAAGGAAGCGUCUAG
Molecule: messenger RNA, 2334 nt
Organism: Hyalella azteca
Lineage: Eukaryota; Metazoa; Arthropoda; Malacostraca; Amphipoda; Hyalellidae
Product: RNA-directed DNA polymerase from mobile element jockey
Exons: 2
Coding region: 1-2334 (777 amino acids)
Molecular function (GO): catalytic activity
Source: RefSeq, a predicted model, not a curated record